AUGACAAGAACAAACAAAUGGAAUACCGACCACUCCCACCUACACAGGGAUGUUGAGCCAAAGUAUUUUUCAAAGAGCGGUGGUCAUCUUGACCAAGAUCCAAGCAAGGUCAAGAAGAACGGCCACGGAAAGGGAAACUGGGGUUCCCUAGGUGAUGAGAUCAAUGACAUUGUUGAUUCUGAGGAAGGAUUGGGCUCUUUAAACAAACGUCGAGGUUCCAACCACAGUUUCAACGAGGAAAAGAUCCGCAACAUUCAAAGCUACAAAGGGCCUGGAGCCGUUUUAGUUGAUGAGGACGAAGAAACCGAAUAA
Molecule: messenger RNA, 312 nt
Organism: Komagataella phaffii GS115
Lineage: Eukaryota; Fungi; Ascomycota; Pichiomycetes; Pichiales; Pichiaceae
Exons: 1
Coding region: 1-312 (103 amino acids)
Source: RefSeq, a predicted model, not a curated record